Molecule: messenger RNA, 1620 nt
Organism: Oppiella nova
Lineage: Eukaryota; Metazoa; Arthropoda; Arachnida; Sarcoptiformes; Oppiidae
Source: the annotation of a GenBank genome assembly
UUGAUUGAGUGAGUGAGUGGUCACGUGUGCACUGAUUGCGUGCUUUUGUUUUGCUUAUGAAUUGGCGCUUAUUUGCAGUGAAAGUGUUGAACCCAUCGGACACUCGACCACUCAUUCAACUGAUCCCUCAGUAGUGAUGUCUUUGUCACAAAUACCACAAACUAUCUUCAAAUGUGAACCAUUCGUCUGCGCCCUCAAAGGCAACCAGAAGUCUAUCCGAUGUGACCAUUGCUUCAAAAGUCUGGAGACACAACAGUCGGUUAUGUGCGACACGUGUCUGAAGUACUGGUAUUGCAGUGACUCGUGUCUCAAUAGUCACGCUGUGGUGCAUCGCUUUGAAUGUCACGCGAACUAUGACUUGGCGGAAGUGAUCGCCAAGAAGUGCAGCGCACCGGUAGUGCGGGAUGAGUCCGAUUGGUGUAAAUUCAGUGAUUUGGACGAAAUGGUGACACAGACUCUGCUUCUGUUGCGGAUUCUAUUUCGCCUCAAAUCAGAGCCCAGUUGUGCCACAAAAGCACAUCCGAUGGGCAAUGGUUUGAGCGUCAGUUACGACCAAAUCAGAGCUCCGGUGUGUCAACAGAUGCAUAAAGUGUGGGACGACGAGGACAUCUGUGACACCGACAACGGCCUCAACAUUAAGACCAUUGAUGAGGUGUCCUAUAACUUCGGCGCCUGGCUUUCAGUAGUGAGAGAUGUACUGCACGCGGAGUUCAUUGAAACCAAUUUGGGAACCGUUUCCGAGGCAGACCUACUGAAAGCCUUUCGAGUCGUGGUUCGCUAUACUCUGUAUGUCAGUGACACCACGUGUCUCAAUGAGAUCGGGAAAGCCAUAUAUAUUGAGAUGUGUUUUAUAAGCCACUCCUGUGUCCCAAACUGUGGUCCACUCUUUGAUGGCGAUAAUGUCCUGAACCUCAGACUACUGGUCAACGGUGUGACCGAUUGGUCUGAACUGCGAUAUGACUAUCAAAUAGAGAUGACUGGAUAUCCGGCUCAGGAGUUAUCCGAGUCUCUGGUGAUGCGCGACAUUGAAUGCAAUUGUCUAAAGUGUGUGGAUGUGAGCCAGCAUUCAGUGAAUUUGCACAAAGCGGUCACCACUGCUAACCUCAAGUACGGCAAUUGGCCCGCAUUUGACUACUGCCACGCCAUGAUUGCGCCCAUCGAUGACGCACUCGACAGCUUCGCCAAGAUAUACGGCAAAUAUCACCCGUGGAUUAGUGCCCUUUUGCUCUGGAAGUUGAAAGUCGAGUGCAGUUUAUAUAACUGUGAAGAGAACGAAGACAUUACUAAACAGCAAAUCUUUACUACUUUUAGACGACUCAAAGACACCCUUUCGGUAACUCAUGGUCCCGAUCACGUCUGGUCUCACAAAUUGAAAUCAAUUGACAAUUCAUUUGAACAUUUUAUGGUUACGGACACCGAUUCUGUGGAUUCUGAUGAUUUGCUCACUAUUGACAGUACUAUAGAGCAGAUCAUUCCGCGGACAGUAAUUGAGCAGAAAUUAGCCUAAAUUUAUGAUUUCAUUGAUUAUGAAUUUGUUAUUUUUGAUUAACUUUCAAAAUGUACGUAAAUUUAUUUAAUUAAAUGAUUAUUUUUAUUUAAAACUUGAAGUUUUCUUUGAAA